Messenger RNA from Oryza brachyantha (malo sina), 1476 nucleotides. RefSeq names its product probable serine/threonine-protein kinase PBL28. Gene Ontology annotation, molecular function: ATP binding; protein kinase activity. Lineage: Eukaryota; Viridiplantae; Streptophyta; Magnoliopsida; Poales; Poaceae. The record is from RefSeq and is a predicted model, not a curated record. The transcript is spliced from 8 exons. Gene Ontology annotation, biological process: protein phosphorylation. The coding region runs from base 1 to 1218 and encodes 405 amino acids.
AUGGAGAUGGUGUUUGUAUGGAUGAUUAUUAUGGUGACCUCAAUUGGUUUUGGCAAGGGCGAUGAAGAUUUUGUUGCAGAUGGUGAUUACAUCAAGAUCAAACGUAGCACAUUUGCAGUGCUCGUAGUUUUCGCAGUUAUGGUGAUUGCCCUUACCAUUACACUCACGAGAUACCUGAGUAGAAACAGCAAAGCUGACGAAACCAUUGACUCAACAAGAUCUUCUCAAGACAAUAAGGUUCAUGGGGAGGUGAUCAACAGGUGGUCAGGGCUGUACAAGUUCAGCAAGGGUGAGAUCGAGAAGGCGAUAAAUUACGCGAGCAGCAAGAUUUGCCUCGGCUCCGGUAGCGCAGGCCAGGUGUUCCAGGGUGUGCUACCGAGCGGUCAGCUUGUCGCGAUCAAGCAUAUCCACAAGUCAGCAAUGUCGGGGUCCUUCAUGAGGGAGGUGGAAGGCCUGUCCAAGGUGAGGCACCCCAAUCUGGUCUGCCUCUUUGGCUACUGUGAUGAUGAGGGUGACCAGUACCUGGUGUAUGAGUACUGUGCCAAUGGCAACCUGGCUCAGAACCUUCUAAGGAGUGACUCUGUGCUGUCCUGGCCAACAAGAGUCAAGAUUCUGAGGGAUUGUGCGUCUGUCUUGAGGUUUCUUCACACACACCCAGAUGGAUGCAUUGUGCAUAGAGAUAUUAAGCUCACUAACAUCUUACUGACAGAGAGCAUGGAGCCUAAGCUAUCUGAUUUUGGGCUGGCCAAGAUGUUGCAAAUGGAGGAGACUAAGGUCUUCACAGAUGUGAGAGGGACCAUUGGCUACAUGGAUCCAGAGUACAUCACACAUUCCAAGCUCACUUGUGCCAGUGACAUCUACAGCUUCGGUGUGGUUGCACUGCAGCUUCUGUCAGGAAGGAAGGUCAUUGAACUCGACACUGUUGCCCGGGAUUCCCUUACAAAGAAGGCCAAGGACGUGGUGAAUGGGAAAAAACCAUUGGACGAGUUCAUAGAUCCCCGUGUCAGAGAGGAGGUUAACAUCGAAGAUUUCGUGUUGAUUCUAAAAAUCGCUGUCCUCUGCGUGGCGCAUUCCAGCGUAGGGCGUCCAACAAUAAAGGAUAUUUUCGAGGAGAUGGACAAAGCAUUGAGCAAUACGAACUCAAAGGCUGGUACGGCUAGGACAGAAAUUAAUCCGUCAAAUAUAGUCCAAUAUACGAUGGGGCUCGACAUCGUAUGAUGCUCAUCUCAGAAGUUACAAACAGUUCCAUACAUGGAGUUUCAGUCCAAGGCUGGAUUGUGAAAAUGGAUUGCAAGGAAGAUAGGAGCUCUCUAUGUCAAGCAAAUACGAGUAUGUGCUUGCAAUAUUACUUGUCCUGCAACUAGUGGUUGCCUAUGGGUGAUGUAAAUAUACAUCAACAAGUCAAGAACCUAGGUAAAACAGUACUGCAUGAGUUAUUAAAUAAUUGAUAGCGUUGAGUGAAAUAUAUUCACUUUG